GCCAGGAAACAAGCUCUGCGACCAAACUCCAGCGUCUGAAGUAUUAGUUUGGUUCCAAACUUCUUGGCAUCUUCGACUCUACCGAACUCUCCACCAUGAGCAUUGGCACUGUCAACGUCACCGACCCUAUGGCUUAUAGGGGAGGAGGUGUUAGUUUUGGAUACCCAGAGGGUUUCACUCUCAUGGAUCUUGUUCCAGAUGACGUCAAACCUCUCAUUCAUCCCCACUGGAGCAACUUUCCCCCCGUCAACCCUAUGUGGCACUAUUUGCUGGCAGGUAUUUACAUGAUACUUGGUUUCCUUUCCUUCUUCGGCAAUGGUAUCGUCAUGUACCUGUUCCUCUGUAAGAAAAGCUUGCGUUCUCCAGCCAAUAUGUUCGUGGUUAAUCUGGCUUUCAGCGACUUCAUGAUGAUGGUAUCUCAGUUCCCAAUGUUCGUCACGAAUUGCUUCAGCGGAGGUUUCUGGUCUCUGGGCGCCUUUGCUUGCCAGCUUCAUGCCUUCACAGGAGCUGUGUUUGGCUUGACAUCCCUCAUGACACUGGCUGCAAUUGGCUACGAUCGUUACUGCGUUAUCGUCAAAGCUUUCGACGGUGGCCAUAUCAGCUCUGGAAAGGCUCUCAUCAUAAUUCUUCUGUGUUGGGGAUACUCCAUUGCAGUGUCAAUCUGGCCUUUCUACGGAUGGAACUCCUACAUUCCCGAAGGUAUUCUUACCUCUUGCAGCUUCGACUACAUCAGCCAAGACUGGAGCACCAAGUCCUACGGCCUUUUCCUGUUCAUCAUGUGCUACUGCGUUCCGCUCACUAUUAUCAUCUUCGUGUACGCUCAGAUCGUUGGUGCUAUUCGCCAGCACGAAAAGGCUCUUCGAGAACAAGCCAAGAAAAUGAACGUGGAAAGCCUCCGCUCCAACGCCGACGCCAAGAAGCAGAGUGCUGAGGUUCGAAUCGCCAAAGUGGCAGUGGCCAAUGUCUUCUUGUGGCUGCUUACAUGGACGCCCUAUGCCUACGUUGUCAUGACUGGACUGUUUGGCGAUCAAGAGAAGGUGACUCCCCUUGUCUCCGCCCUGCCCGGCCUCAUCGCCAAGACCGCCUCUGUCUACAACCCCAUGAUGUUCGCUAUCUCGCACCCCAAGUUCCGUCUCGCCCUUCAGGAGGCUUUCCCAUGGUUCUGUGUCCACGAAGAGAAAGACGACGACACGAAAUCAUCAAAGACCGAAUCGGAAGCUCCAAAGUAAAGCCUUCUUUCUAAGGUUUACUUGAGGGCAAUCACAAAACGCAUGUCCCCCGAGAUGGCUUUUAUGAUUAUCAUCAAGUAUAUUAGGUAUAAUGCUUAAUUGCUGUUGAUGAAAUAUAUUGAUGUUGGUUGAAAGGAAGUUGCCUUUGAGAACGCACAUCGUUAAUUACAAAAAUAUUGUAAACGACGUCACCAAAUGCCGAAUGAUACUUCAGUAGUUGGUAAGAAAAAAUGAAUAAAAAAUUAAAUGCAAUAAAAAUAAAUAUGAUAA
This is a messenger RNA of Penaeus chinensis, 1499 nucleotides long. Its product is annotated as compound eye opsin BCRH2-like. Gene Ontology annotation, molecular function: G protein-coupled receptor activity. Gene Ontology annotation, cellular component: membrane. The transcript has 2 exons. The record is from RefSeq and is a predicted model, not a curated record. Lineage: Eukaryota; Metazoa; Arthropoda; Malacostraca; Decapoda; Penaeidae. Gene Ontology annotation, biological process: visual perception; G protein-coupled receptor signaling pathway. Bases 96 to 1229 code for a protein of 377 amino acids.